Molecule: messenger RNA, 1763 nt
Organism: Daucus carota subsp. sativus
Lineage: Eukaryota; Viridiplantae; Streptophyta; Magnoliopsida; Apiales; Apiaceae
Exons: 9
Coding region: 1-1512 (503 amino acids)
Source: RefSeq, a predicted model, not a curated record
AUGGAGAACAAUGCGAAAUCAGAGAGUGAGGCGAUGAGGAAACCUGAAUUACAAGAAAUCCAACAACUGACGCCUCCAAUUGAAACUAGCGGCGAUGGUGGUUGGGGUGGUUGGGGCUUCUCAUCGGUUUUUUCCGAUCUUCAGAAGGCUGCUGAAGAGAUCUCUCGCAAUGCUGCAGAGGCUGCCAAGACAGCAGCACAAAGCAUUGCAGAUAUGCAAAUUGCAGAGGAAAGCUCUGAUUCCUCAAAGGAGGAUGAAAUAGACACAUCGGGUAAAGAAGAUGACACUGAAGAUGAGGAGGUCACUAGACGCAAAGCUGCUUUGGACAAGCUAGAGAAUGCUAGUGAGGAUACUCUCCUUAGUCAGGGUUUGAAAGUUCUCGAUAAUUCUGUGGAGAAUAUCGCUUCAGGAGCUUGGCAGGCAUUUGGAAAUGCAUGGAGAGGGGGUUCUACUUUUGUUCAAAAACUGGAAAGUUCUGCCGCAAGUCUUGCUGAUUCUAUUAAUCAAGGUGAUGCUGGUUCUGUUGCCCCGUCUUUGUUAGAGACUGGUAAAGCAUUUACCGCCAGAGGAAUGCAAGUGCUUGAGCAUGUUGGUAAGGAAACUAUGGAUCUGCUAAUUGCAGAAACUGGUAUUGAAGUUGACAAAAAAUCCACCGAACUAGAAGGUGAGGAUCAAUUGCUCGAGGAAGUAACAUUUGAUCGGUACUUUUACAUCUAUGGAGGUCCUGAGCAAUUAGAGGAACUGGAGGCGUUGUCAAGCCAUCAUGCAUUGUUAUUUAACCGAAGAAAAACCAAACUUUCUUCUGAGCAAAAGUCUGUUUAUGAUUCUAAGCUUAAACAGGUGCAACAAAUUUUCAGUUUGGACUCUGAAUAUGACGGAAUUGGUUCAGAGCUGGAAAAGGGGAAGCAGGUAGAAACUAGAACCGACACAACCAUUGAUGAGAUGAAGAAUCUUCAUGAUUCUAGUGUCAGUAAAGCUGCUGAAUUGGCUGCAGGCUUUGCCAGUGCCCUAGUAGGACAAACCCCCAGUGAUAUAAUACAGAGAACGGCUGGCAGACUAGAUUCUCUUCACUCAGAGGGGGUUCAUAGACUUUCAGAAAUGUGCUGUUCUGCGGUGUCCCAGCUUCUAAUGAUCGGGAAAUCUGUCAUAUCCAAUGCAGACAAAGCUCCAGAUACUGACGCUGAUGAUAUUGUGAAAAUUGAUUGGCCCGAGGAUGCUAUUGAAAAAGCAAAGGUGAUCAGAAUUAGGGUGCAAUCAAUGACCGGAAAGGUGGAUGAAGUUUCCAACAGUUUUAUAACAGGCAUAUCAGAAGUAGCUGAAGCUUGUUCAGCAGCCAUUAAAACCGCGACUACAGACUCAGCUGUGUUUCUUCAAGAGAAACCAAUCGAGGAGAAAACACAUGAAUUUUCUGAGAAUCUUCGUGUGGAUCAAACCACAGCCAUAGGAAAAAUUCAGGACGGCCUGCAGUACUUGUCGUAUCUUGUUAUUUCUAGCUCGAUGCCUGCUGCUUAGAUAUCUUGCAAAGCUCUACUACUCUAUGUACAUACACAUGUUGAAUUAAGUGUGACAUGUAGUGCCAGUUACAUGAGUCUUCUAUUAGUGUAGACUCCUAGAAUUCAACUUGCAUACAGUUACUAGCUCUGAAUCUCUAUUAUUGUAGAACCUGCAUAAAAUUCCUGGUUUCAGGUAUUCAUUCCUCUAAAUUCUAUGAGUAGGAACUUCUGCAUGAUGCUUGUUGAGAAAAUGAAGUUUCUUUUUCAUAA